GACGUUUAUACGGAGUGAAUGUUUGUUACGUGUUAAAUUGAACAUAGUAGUAUUCUUUAAAAUGGAUUUAAUAUUAUUACUUGGAAUCGCUUCUGCUCUGCUUGUUAUAUUAGUUUGCAUUCUUCUAUUCACACGCAAGACUUCAGAAUCAAAAAAUGAAAGUGCAGGGCCAUCCCGACGGAUCAACCACGUCGUUGACUCAGAUAUACCACGACGUGCUCAAAUAGCUCGAAAUCAACGCCGAAAUGCACCCCAGCCUGUCGCAUCACAAGAAGGUGAAGAGGACAGUGAUGGUGGUGAGCCCAAUCGAGAGAAGAUGGGCGCAAAAAAAAGAGCCAAAUUAGAAGCAAAAGCAGAAAAACGUCAACAAAGAGAAGCCGAAAUGAUUGCAAGAGAGGAAAAGAAGAAACGCGAUGAACUAGCAGCGGCAGAACGAAAGAAAGCCGAAGAAGCGGAACAGAUCGCUGAGAAGAAGCGUGAGGAAUUGGAACGAUCAGAACAAGAGGAGAAGGCACGCAAAGAGCACGAAGAAUAUCUUAAAAUGAAAGCUAGCUUCCAAAUCGAAGAGGAGGGUUUUGAUGAGUGUGACGAAGACGAAGAAGAAGCCUUACUCAACACAUUCAUAUCUUUUAUUCAAUUGCAUAAGGUUGUCAUACUCGAAUCACUCGCUAAUCAAUUUAAAUUGAAAACACAAGCCGUCAUCGAUCGCAUAACUCACUUACAAAAUGAUGGUAUUCUAUCUGGGGUCAUCGACGACCAAGGAAAAUUUAUAUAUAUUUCAACGAAGGAGCUGCACGAUGUGAGCAAAUUCAUUCGGCAACGUGGCCGUGUGUCACUCACUGAACUGGUGGAGAGCAGCAACAAUCUAAUCAAUUUGAAACCAAUGCUGGAUGAUGCAGCAACUGUUGCAUAAGCACUGAUUUAUUUAUGAUUUUUUUCUCUUUUACAGUGGUAUUGAAUUGAACGAAUAAAUUUUUCUUUCCACAUUAUAA
Molecule: messenger RNA, 992 nt
Organism: Sitodiplosis mosellana (orange wheat blossom midge)
Lineage: Eukaryota; Metazoa; Arthropoda; Insecta; Diptera; Cecidomyiidae
Gene: Ddrgk1
Product: DDRGK domain-containing protein 1
Exons: 3
Coding region: 62-913 (283 amino acids)
Source: RefSeq, a predicted model, not a curated record